Rhineura floridana is the source of this 9942-nucleotide messenger RNA. Its product is annotated as histone-lysine N-methyltransferase PRDM16-like. Bases 688 to 6297 code for a protein of 1869 amino acids. Gene Ontology annotation, biological process: activation of GTPase activity. The transcript is spliced from 30 exons. Lineage: Eukaryota; Metazoa; Chordata; Lepidosauria; Squamata; Rhineuridae. The record is from RefSeq and is a predicted model, not a curated record. Gene Ontology annotation, cellular component: nucleus. Gene Ontology annotation, molecular function: guanyl-nucleotide exchange factor activity; protein binding.
UGUGCAUUAGGCAUAAUGAAGGGUGAGAAGUCACAGGGGACAGAGAAAGCUCCCAGAAAGGAGAAGAACCUCAGAAGAGGCAUAAGGGGUUUGUUGAAGUAGCAAAGUUCCUAGGUAAAGUUGCCUGGGACCCCCAACCCUCACUGGGUGGGGCUGGAGGAGGGCUACCAGCAUCCCAUAUUUACCCAAUUUCCCUGCUCCACAGGGAGUCUCAGGCAUUAUUGGUCUCAAGACUAUCUAGGCCAAAGGCAAUGAAGCAAGAUACCUCUACUUUCUAUAGGGAAAGCCUCCUCGCUCCCCCAAACCAUGAAGCGACUCUGGGAGCAUUUGAUUGUUCCUGGGGUUUAGAGAUUUACUGCUGAAGAGGCUUGGCAUGGGGAACGGAGAAUCAGGAGCUCUGAAGAAGAAGCAGAUGCAGCCACCCUGGACAAGGAGGCUGGUUGAAGGGCCUUUGCUUCUCUGCGGUGGAGAUCUGGGAUGCGCGCAGAAGCAGGCACAUGGAGCAGCGUAACCUGGAAUUGAGCCUUAGUUGCAGCGGAUGCAGAAAUCCUGUUCUCCUUCCCGACUGAUAAAUUAUACCUUUACUUAAAUGUCAAUGUACAAAUCGGCUGAUAAUAGAGACAAAGGAGGGACUUUCUCGUCUUACAUAAGUGACUUCCCUCAGGUGAUAACGAGGUUGUGAAUAACAUGUAUGAAACCGAGGCAGACCUCCUAGCAGGCGAGAGUGCAGAGGAGGAAACUGAGGACAGCAUCAUGUCCCCGAUCCCAGUUGGACCUCCAUCCCCCUUCCCUGCAGGCGAGAACUUCAACCCCAAGGAAGGCUCUCCGUACGAAGCGCCUGUCUACAUCCCCGACGACAUCCCAAUCCCGCCCGAUUUUGAGCUGAGGGAGUCUUCCAUUCCGGGGGCAGGACUGGGCAUCUGGACCAAAAAGAAGAUUGAAAUUGGGGAAAGAUUUGGGCCUUACAUGACCUUUCCAAGGACGACACUGAAGGAAGCAAACUUUGGAUGGGAGCAAAUGCUUACGGAUCCUGAGACGGCUUUGCAAGACAGCUGCAUUAAAAAGAUUGGCGAUGACCUGGGCGCCAAUAAAUUCUGCAUCGAUGCUAACCAGACCGGAAAUGGGAACUGGCUGAAGUACAUCCGAGUGGCCGGCUCUAGCGAAGAACAAAACCUAGCGGCGUGUCCUAUUAAUGACCAGAUUUAUUAUAAAGUUAUUAAGGAAAUAGAACCCGGACAAGAGCUGCUGAUGUGCAUGAAAGAAAAUGCUUACCCUGCUGGGAGCAUCCCACCCAGUUUGGAAGAAGUGCACAUGUACCGCUGCGAGGACUGCGAUGAACUCUUCCAGUCGAAGUUGGACAUGAGGCGCCACAAGAAAUACUCCUGCAACGCCGUUAGCUCCCUAUACGAGAGCCUCAGCGAGGAGAUUAAGCAGGAGGGGGCAGCGGACGGGCAGGUCUACGAAUGCAAAGAUUGCGAGAGGAUGUUCCCGAACAAAUAUAGCUUGGAACAGCACAUGAUCAUCCACACCGAGGAAAGGGAGUACAAAUGUGACCAGUGUCCCAAGGCCUUCAACUGGAAAUCAAACCUGAUUCGUCACCAGAUGUCACAUGACAGUGGCAAACGAUUUGAAUGUGAAAACUGUGUAAAGGUGUUUACUGACCCCAGCAACCUCCAGCGGCACAUCCGUUCUCAACACGUCGGUGCACGGGCGCACGCCUGCCCGGACUGCGGUAAAACCUUUGCCACUUCUUCAGGCCUCAAGCAGCACAAGCACAUUCACAGCACUGUCAAACCUUUCAUAUGUGAGGUCUGCCACAAGUCCUACACGCAGUUCUCCAACCUGUGCCGCCACAAGCGAAUGCAUGCCGACUGCCGGACCCAGAUCAAGUGCAAGGACUGUGGCCAGAUGUUCAGCACCACCUCUUCACUCAACAAGCACCGGCGCUUCUGCGAGGGGAAAAACCAUUAUAACGCUGGGGGGAUUUUCGGCCCAGGCUUGCCCCUCACUCCCAGCUCAAUGAUGGACAAAUCCAAGCCCUCCCCUGCCCUGAACCACACCGGCCUCGGAUUCGGCGAUUAUUUUCCUUCCCGGCCACACCCGGGAGGGCUUCCAUUCUCACCGGCUCCCCCGGCAUUUCCAUCCCUCGCUCCUGGCUUCCCAGGCAUCUUCCCUCCCUCGCUGUACCCCAGACCCCCUUUAUUGCCACCUACGCCGCUGCUGAAAAGCCCCAUCAACCACACUCAAGAAGCCAAGCUCCCGAGCCCUCUCGGCAACCCGGCCCUCCCUCUGAUUUCUGCCGUGAGCAACAGUGGCCACCCCGCCUCAGUGGAGGACAGGUUCAACAACAGCGGUGGCAGCCUGGGGAACUCCUACCUGGAGAAGCUCAAAGGCAGGGCCAGCGACGUGUCUGAUGCGAGCGACUUCGAGGACAUCAACACAACCACGGGCACGGAUCUGGACACCACCACCGGGACAGGGUCUGACCUGGAGAGCGACGUGGAGAGCGACCGGGACAAGAUGAAAGAGAAGAGCAAGCUGGCAGAGAGCAAGCCAGAUUUCGGCAGUGCCUCGGUGCCCGCUGGUUCCGCCAACAACAUGAGCGAUCUCCCGCUUUUCUACUCUCAGCAUUCCUUCUUCCCUCCCCCCGAGGAGCAGCUCCUCCCCAUGGCAGGGGCAGCCAAUGACUCCAUCAAGGCUAUCGCCUCCAUUGCGGAGAAGUACUUUGGGCCCGGCUUCAUGGGCAUGCAGGAGAAGAAGAUGGGCUCCCUCCCGUACCAUUCCAUGUUUCCAUUCCAGUUCCUCCCCAAUUUCCCCCACGCGCUGUACCCUUUUACGGACCGGGCCCUCAAUCACAGCUUGCUGGUCAAGGCAGAACCAAAGUCGCCCAGGGACCUUCACAAAAUGGGUAGCGCCAGCUCCGAGUCCCCCUUCGACCUUACCACAAAGCCAAAAGAAAUCAAGCCAGCCUUGCCGCCCCCCAAAGUCCUCCCAGCUCAUCCUUCCGGGGAAGAGCAGCCCCUUGAUCUGAGCAUUGGCAACCGCAUCCGGGCCAGUCAGAAUGGGAGCUGGGACUCCCAGAAGAACCACAUCUACGGGGAGAGGAAGUUAAUGGCCAGUGAAAUAUUACCCAAGAUCUCUCAGGCUCAGAUGCCCCCACAGCCUUCGCUGCAUUACGCAAAGCCAUCUCCUUUUUUCAUGGACCCCAUAUACAGCAGGGUGGAGAAGCGGAAAGUGGUUGACUCAGUGGGCGCACUAAAGGAGAAGUACCUGAGGCCUUCCCCGCUGCUUUUUCAUCCCCAGAUGUCGGCCAUAGAAACGAUGACAGAGAAACUGGAGAGCUUUGCAGCCAUGAAGACGGACACCGGCGCCUCCUUGCAGCCCCUCCCGCACCAUCCCUUCAACUUCCGCUCACCGCCCCCAACGCUGUCCGACCCCAUUUUGCGCAAGGGCAAAGAACGCUAUACCUGCAGGUACUGUGGUAAGAUCUUUCCCCGUUCAGCAAAUCUGACGAGACAUCUGCGGACACACACGGGAGAACAACCGUACCGGUGUAAAUAUUGUGACAGGUCAUUCAGCAUUUCGUCCAACCUCCAGCGCCACGUCCGGAACAUCCACAACAAGGAGAAGCCAUUCAAAUGCCACCUGUGUAAUCGGUGUUUCGGCCAGCAAACCAAUCUCGACCGGCAUCUGAAAAAGCAUGAGCAUGAGAGUGUGCCAGUGAGCCAGCAUGCUGGAGUCAUCACGAACCACCUGGGGACGAAUACUUCCUCGCCAACCUCAGAAUCAGACAACCAUGCACUUUUAGAUGAGAAAGAAGACUCCUAUUUCUCUGAAAUCAGAAACUUUAUUGCAAAUAGCGAGAUGAACCAAUCGGCAGUUUUAACAGAUAAAAGGCCUGAAAUCCAGAAUGCUGAUGGCAAACCCCAAUGCCACAGUCUUGCAAACGACAAAACGGAAGACGCAGACGAGGAGGAAGAGGAACUGGAAGAGGAAGAUGAUGACAGCCUGACGGGGAAGUCGCAGGACGAGAUGGCGUCACCAACCACAGAGCCGCAAGGAGGAGGAUAUGAGGAGGAGGAAGAGGAGGAGGCCACAUCCCUUACCAUGAGUUUUGAUCGCACCCGAAGGCCCCGCAGAGCUGAGCGCCCCACCAUCAUGUCUCAGCGCCACUCAACGACUUCCUUGGGAGACAAGGCACUUCUCCUGGAGCACCAGCAGAGUUCGGAUUUGCACAUCAGCAAUGUCUCAGCCCAUGGGAAGUGCAGCCCCCUGGCCGCACUGGAGAGCCCUGCCUUUUUGGCUGAGCGCUCGCCGUCACCCACCGGGCCCCGGCGCAUCAUCCUCAGCACCGAAAGCCCGGCCGCGCUCAAGGUGGGGACGCAGCAGCUCAUUCCAAAGACCCUGGCCGAGGGCCCCAAACCCAAGCCCCCCUCUCGGCACCAGAGCUUCUCGGCUGCCUUCCUGAGCAAGGAGGCUGCCCGAUGUGACCCGAAGCGGAUGUCGGCCCCCAGCAUUUCUUUCGAUGAUCUGGAGGAGCUGGAUCAGGGCGGAGGGACACUCAAGCGCAACCUGCGCAACAUGUCAUACCGGGUCGCGAUGAAGGACCUGGGGAAUGGCAAGGACGUGGAGCCGCCCAAAGCCAUGAGCAGCCUGAAGCCGCUGCCUGAAGAAGCCAACACCCAAGGCGCCCGUAGCCCUGGAAGACACAAGAGAACCUUUGGUCGUAAGCGCAUGCAUCGGCAUGGAGGCUCCUUCAAAGAUGAUCCCCGCCUGUAUCAAGAGAUCCGCGAGAAAGGACUCAACUCUAUCAGCCACGAGUCAGACGAUGACAUCCUUGAGUCAUCCAUCCCCGAGGAAUCCAUCCCCGAGGAGCCUCCCAACCUGGAUUCCUCCACCAUUGUGGUGAAGAACUAUCGGCCUGCUCACAUCACCUGGAGCCAGCUCCCGGAGGUUCAGGAAGCUGGCAUCCUGGAGCUGAUAUCUCCGGAAGAGCGCAAGCGUCAAGAGGCAAUUUUUGAGAUAAUUACCUCUGAGUAUUCCUACAUGCACAGUCUGGAGAUCCUGGUGAACCACUUCCUGAAAUCUGAGGGGCUGAAGGACACGAUGACUCAGACGGAUCAUCACCACCUCUUCUCCAACAUCAGGGAUAUCCUGGCUGUCAGCAAGAGCUUUUUUGAGGACUUGGAGAAAAGGCAUCAGGAGCACGUCCUGAUCCCAGACAUCAGCGACAUCUUGGAGGCUCACGCAACGCAUCAUUUUAACCCCUAUGUCAUCUACUGUUCUAACGAAGUCUACCAACAGAGAACCCUCCAGAAGCUGUUAGCCACAAAUCCUGCCUUUAAAGAGACCCUGAAACACAUCGAGCAGAAACCAGAGUGUGGCAGCCUUCCCUUGAUCUCCUUCCUCAUCCUCCCCAUGCAGAGAGUCACUCGCCUGCCUCUCCUGAUGGAUACUGUCUGCCAGAAAAUGCGGAUGCACAGCCCAGCCUACGAAGCCGCCACUCAAGCUCUGAAGGCUAUCAGCAAGCUUGUGAAGAGGUGCAACGAGGGUGCCCACACCAUGGAGAGGACGGAACAGAUGUAUACGUUGCAGAAACAGUUGGAGUUUGGAAAAAUCAAGAACUUCCCGCUGAUCUCUGCUUCCCGGUGGCUGUUGAAAAGGGGGGAACUCUCAUUGCCCCUGGCGGAAGAGGGUGGGAUUUUCCGGAAGGGCUCUGGGCGCGGGAACUGCUAUCUGCUUGUCUUCAAUGAUGUCCUGAUCAUCACCAAGAAAAAGAGCGAGGAGAGUUACACGGUCCUCAACUAUGCCAUGCUGGACCAGCUGUCCGUGAAGAAAAUUGAGAACCCGGAUGCUCCCUCUUCUCCCCCUGGCAAGCCGGGUUCGAGUGGCGCCUUCCGCAGUGGCCACUUGUUCCGAGUAACCAUGAAUGUGGACAGCGAAGGCAAGCAAGAGGUGAUUGUGCUGGCUGCAGAGUCCCUGAGUGACCGCGCCCGAUGGAUCAGGGCUUUGCUGCACAGGGAAGAUAAAGCAAUAGACACAGCCCCCAAAGGAGAUCUCAAGCAGGUGGAGAUUACACAGGCUUACCUGGCCAAGCAGAUGGACGAGAUCUCCCUCCAGCAGGCUGAUGUUGUCUUGGUCCUGGCUAGGGAGGAAGGCUGGUACUUAGGAGAGCGCCUGCGUGACGGAGAGAAGGGCUGGUUCCCUCAAGCCUGCGCCCAGGAGAUCACCAGCCGCAGCGCCGUGGAGCGCAAUGUGCAGCGCAUGGAACGCCUGCGCAUUGAAACGGAUGUGUGAAAAGCGGGAGCGUGCCCAGCGUUCAUCCACCGGAGCACUCUGGACCCGAAGCCGUUGAUGCGGCCAGAGAAGACAGACUUAGGUGGCUACUUCCCUCGUAAUGUUUCACCCGGUUCGGAAGUGUGCUCCCGUUGCCGGCUCAUGAAGAUCCUCCAUCCAAAGAGUUGAAUACCUUUUCAGCAGGUCUGCACUAUGGAUGAACCUUUUUGGAGGGGGGCCAAGGGAGGGGUUACCAGCCAGCCGCUGGUAACCCCUUUAGAGUUGCCGACUCUAAAACACAAAAAGCGGAGCAGCAAUCGGAUUAUGCCAUUUGGUGGCGGACCAUCGGGAUUGAGGCACGUUGGCAUCCCCCCCCCCCAAAAAAAAGGAUUGUUCACCCAGGUCUGAAGAUGUUGUUUUCAAGAUGACCAUCUACAUUUUCUCUCUUCCUCUUUGUGCCUCUUCAGAUCACUCUGCUAGUUAACUCUCAGGCAUUUUCUUGUAAGGAGCUUUAAGUGAUCUCUGCGCGUUGCUGAUUUUAAAUGACGACAAACCCAUUUUCUUGCAUAGCGACCUGCAUCCCAUUUGCCUUGAGUGUGCGCUUGAUGAGCGAGUGUUCUCCCUUGAUGCUCUACGCUGCAGCCUGAUGAUGUCAGCAGUACAACCGCCCUGCGGCUGAGACUGCCCCCAGCUGUCGUUGCGCCUGUGGUUUUUCCAGAACCUCACUGCAGUUUGUGUAUUUGUGUUUGCAUUCUAUGCAUAAAAUAGGCAUGAAGUCACAUCCACACCAUACAUUUCAAGCGCAAUUGCUCCCCCUUUAACAGUCUUCCUUUGAAGAAUCCUGGGAACUGUAGUUUACCCUGCUCAGAGCUACAAUUCCCAGCACCCAGCGCAAACAGAAGUUCCCAGGAUUCCUGUGGGGGUGAUGCCAAGUACUUUAAAUGUGUGACGUGGACGUGACCUGAGUUCUGCUAGUGACUGGACCGUGGGAGCGCAGUUUGCUCAAAUACUAGGGUGCCUCUAGCACUGCCUUCCUGCUCCAGGAAAACUUGCAUAGAUUGCCUGUCUAAUUCCUUCCUCUUCAAGGACCUUGUUGAUAGGCCGUGCCGUUGGAGUUUACAGGGUGAGAGGCAGGCAUGUGUUUAUGGUGAGAGAGACACUAGGCAGGUGAAAUGGCCUUGCCUUUUAUGAUCCAGGUGGGUUGUGUUUAUCCAUGUUGCUGGCAAAUAAAAAGAUUUAGAUUUGGGUUUAGUGGUGCUCUUUUCAUGAUCAACCGCUGUAGCGGAGCAUUCAAAGUUCCUUCACGGGACACCAUAUGACGGAAUGAAGUUCCCCAUUUGGGCAGCUAGUGAACUGGGCGGGAAGGGGGCAGCAGGUUUCAUCUGGCACUUUUGUCCUGGUUGCAAGAAGACCAUGUUGAAGUGACUGUGAGGCUAGUCUGCCCAUGUGUGGAAAAAGCGUCGCUGAUCCUGCCUUGUCUGGUGAUGGUGUCACGGGAUCAGCCUCUAAAGCAGGUGUAGGGAACCUGUGGCCUUCCAGAGGUUGCUGAACUCCCGCUCCCAUCAACCUCAGCUAGCAAGGCCAAUAGUUGGGAAUUUUGGGAGUUGGAGUCCAGCAUCAUCUGGAGGGCUGAAGGGUCUCCAUGCCUGCUCUAAAGGUAUACAUGCGUCAGGAUUCAUGUCAGUGUCGGUUUAGGGGCGUACCCAGUUUGGAAGCUGUAAGGCUCCAGAAAAAUGCGAUUGCCCCACUUGUUGAAACUGGCUCUUAAAUUUUCAGAUCUGUAAUCAGUUCGGCGUUUGCAGAGCCUUGUAGCUCUCCACCCAAUGCCAGCUUGCAAGAGUGUGGUGAAUCCAAUAUACACUCAUGAGACGUUAAGCCAUUUGACUCGGCCGGUGCAUCUCAGCAGCACUGUGGCGCGACCCUUUUGUUUGGAAGAACGACGCAUUUUUAAAAAUGUGUGGCUGAACUCCUGGCCUGGAAAGAUUUCACAGGUACCUUUUUAGUUUAGCGUGGUGGUUUCCUGCGAGACCUUUACCGUGGAAUCCUGUACAUGCCAACUUGGAAACAAGCUUCACUGACUUUGCUAGGGCUUACUCCAAGGUAAGUGUGUAGAGCAGCCUUUCCCAACCAGUGUGCCUCCAGAUGUUGUUGGACCACAAUUCCCAUCUUUCCUGACCAUUGGCAACACUGGCUGAGGCUGAUGGGAGUUGUGGUCCAACAACGUCUGGAGGCACACUGGUUGGGAAAGGCUGGUGUAGAGAAUUGGAGCCUUAAUGACCUUCACUGCCUUUUGAUGUAUGUCUAGUUUAUGGGCUAAAGUGAAUGACUUUUGAGUUUGGUGUCUGAUACUGCUGUUUGGGUGUCCUGAUCCUAACAUUGCUGUUUUGUCGGUGGUGCAUCUUGAAAGUGCUCCUAUUCUGUGUUGGUUUUGUUCUGUUUCUAGACCUUAUGCUUCACUUACUCCAAAAUAGGUUCUGUUUGCCUGUGUCUGACCUGCUGCCAUUGUCCUACUGACAGACGCAUGUGUCUGGUAAGUGGGGAAGAGCAGCUUUGAUUGGCACAAAAUGCAUUGUUUAAUGCCUAAUCAAACGGUGUGCCCAACAGGUUCUGCCACCUAAGGAGGUUUUUCGGAAACUGAGUGGUGUGUAUGGCAGUGUAACUUGCAUAUAUUUAAGCUUAUUAAACUCCUGUUUGAUUUGGUACAAGGUGCAAAAGCGUUCUUCUUUCUACACAGGAGGACCAUUGCUUCAUCUCGCUCGCUACUGGCUUCAUCUCGCUCGCUACUGGCUACACCAGCCUCUCCUAACGUUUGAGAAACGUAGGGUUGUGUCCAGCCAAGACCGAAGAUGGUCAUGCCCAUUGAUUUCAAUGGGUCUGUUUGGAGAAGGACUGACAUUAGGUACAACCGAUGUUUCAUGAGCUUUGCAAAGACAGUUGCGUGGUUCUUUGGCUCAUGGAGUGUGGCUGUAAGGUGUAAGCCUCAACUGCAAUUGUUUGCGGUAGGCGAUCUUGAGCAAACUAUUCACUUAAACCUCCUUCUAGGCCAAGCUGGAAUAUGCAGGCUAAAGGCCUCCUGUAGCAAUUAGCAUUGCAGUUACAGCCCUCUAGAAUCAGUUACCCACUGAAAUGAGACAAAUGUCCAGUGUUUUCGUAGCUAUGGGAGACAUUUUUGUGUAAGGGGACUUUUUCUGAAGUGUUGUCCCGUUUGAUUUAUGGUGUAAGGAUUGUACAAUUGUAGAAAUGAAUUUAUUAUAUUGAGUUUGUAAUCUUUUGUUUUUUAAUCUUUUCUAUCACACAGCUUUAGGAACUAAAGAGUGUGAAGAGGUGUAUAAAUCUGCAAUUAAUCGGCUCUCUUGUAAAAAGUCAUGAGGGUGUGUAGGCAAAGCGUCCUGAAGCCCCUAAAUUUAGGUGCUUGGCAAAACCCUUUUUGCAGGCUACUCUUUUUUAUGUUCUGUCAGUUGUUUCAAAUAAUAAUAAACUAUUUGUACAGCACUUUCAGGCACUGAAAGCUGCUCACAUGCAGGACCUAGUUGUAAUCUUCACAACACCCCUGUAAGGUAAGUCAGUAUUAUAUUAUCACCCAUAUUGCAGAUUGCAGGAGGAGGUGGGACUGAGGCAGAGACAGCAGAUUCCCUAGGACUCCCUUGUAAACUCGUGGCCGAUGCA